CACCCUGGGAGCCGUAGUCCCCCGGGCCACCAUUUCCGCGGCAGCGUGGGCGCCGCCGCCCGCCGUGACUUUGAGGCAUGGAGAGCGGCUUCGGCUCCGAUUUCGGCUCCGACUUCGGCUCCGGGGGCGGCGGGGCGGGGGGGAAGCUGGACCCGGGGCUCAUCAUGGAGCAGGUGAAGGUGCAGAUCGCCGUGGCCAACGCGCAGGAGCUGCUGCAGCGCAUGACGGACAAAUGCUUUCGGAAGUGCAUCGGGAAGCCCGGCGGAUCCCUGGACAACGCUGAGCAGAAAUGCAUCGCCAUGUGCAUGGACCGGUACAUGGACUCCUGGAACACGGUUUCCCGAGCCUACAACUCUCGUCUGCAGCGGGAGAGAGCCAACAUGUGAAGCUCCUGGACCACGAGGGACCGUGUGGGGAAGGGACAGUGGCCAGCCCAGGUGGCUGGGGGUGAAAUCCUGCGGCCCCUCCAGCCCCUGCCGUGGCAGAGCAAUAAACCCUCGCUGAAUCUUUUGCAUCCAUUGGCUUUUAUUAGCACCGGCCCCUGGAACGAGUGAGUCUUCCAGCCUUGAGAGCCACCACGAGCUGCUUGGUUUGCCUCAUGCCCUUCCCAGCGGUCCAGCCUGGCCAUGGCAGCUGAUAAAUCCCUGCCGAAAGGGCUGCGAGUGGCAAGGAACCUGUUGUGGCAAAGGGGGCAACCCAGCAGCACAGUUCCCCUGCCCAGGAAGCAAGCACGGACCCAGCCAUCAGGUGGUUACAUGGUCUCUUUUCAUGAGUGGAAAAGCUGCCAUGAGAUGCUCCAUAUGCCUCUCUUUCCCCAUGUAAUUGUGGGGCUCACUCUUGGGCUCAUAGGCUUUGAUUCGGCUCAAGCUGUGCAUUGGGCAGCUCUUACUAGGGUUGGAAACAGCUGUACAAGCACAGCUGGGGACAAAAAGAGUUGGGAAUCACCUGGCUUGAUUUCUUUAGAGAAUAAAACG
Messenger RNA from Cuculus canorus (common cuckoo), 974 nucleotides. It is a transcript of the gene TIMM13, whose product is annotated as translocase of inner mitochondrial membrane 13. The record is from RefSeq and is a predicted model, not a curated record. NCBI's taxonomy places the organism in Eukaryota, Metazoa, Chordata, Aves, Cuculiformes, Cuculidae. The transcript is spliced from 3 exons. Bases 78 to 386 code for a protein of 102 amino acids.